AUGGCCGUAGAGAAAGCUGCGUCAGGAGAUCUAUACAUGGGUGAAGAUUACAUGUAUGAUGACACAGUGGUGCUAGUGGUGAAAGGAUUAAGUUCGGAACUAAAGAGAAUAUUGGUCAUCUUCACAACUAUAGAUCUUUCGGUUAAUAAAUUUGAAGAUGAGAUACCUGACACGAUCGGACAGCUAAGAUCACUUAGAUUUCCCAAUCUAUCACACAAUAGUCCCUCCGAUAGUAUACCGACACACUUGAGCAACCUCGUACUGCUUCAACAUUUAGAUCUUUCUUCUAACAAGCUAGUAGGUGACAUUCUUCAACAACUUACAAAUCUGACAUCUCUUGCAGUUGUGAAUUUUUCCCAAAAUCAGCUUAAAGGAGCCAUACCUCAAGGUAGACAGUUCAAUACGUUUGGAAUUAGUUCAUUUCAAGGGAACAAUGGAUUAUGUGGAUUUCCAUUGACAAAGAACUGUGGAGAUGAUGAAGUGUCACCAUCUCCUACACCUGAUGCUGAAGAUGAAGAUGAAGAUAACACUUUCUUUAAUGGUUUUUCUUGGAGGUCUGUUGUUAUGGGAUAUGGAUUUGGGUGUUAA
This is a messenger RNA of Helianthus annuus (common sunflower), 588 nucleotides long. RefSeq names its product receptor-like protein 9DC3. The record is from RefSeq and is a predicted model, not a curated record. Bases 1 to 588 code for a protein of 195 amino acids. Gene Ontology annotation, molecular function: protein binding. The transcript has a single exon. NCBI's taxonomy places the organism in Eukaryota, Viridiplantae, Streptophyta, Magnoliopsida, Asterales, Asteraceae.